UCAUUAAUGAGGACCUGUAAAGUUAUCGUUUUCUGCGAGAUAUUUUAUAACACUUCGUUAUUUAAUGAAUCUGUGCAAUCAGGUAGAUCCGCUCUCGCCAAGUUUUCUGAUAGUAAAACUGGAAGACGAUUAUUUUCGCAUCCCAAAGUCAUUGAGCGUGUUUAUGAUGAAAGAACCGCCGCCUACCGAGGAAAAUUGUUCCAAAAGUGGAUUGUUAAAACAAGUAAAGAAAGAAAAGGAUAAUCACGUUGAGAAGACCAAAAGUCGCAUUGAAACCAGGAAGAAAAGUAAAACCGUAAGUGACGAUUUUGAUGAUUUAGAUGAUACACCUCUGGACUUCAGGAAACGACAUGAAGAUGAAUUCUCGAGAACACGAUCCGGCAAGCAGCACGCAUCGAGCACGAAGAAGAAGCCGCAUAUUUGCGAGAUCUGUUACAUCACGUUUGACCGCAAGAGCAAACUCACUAGUCAUAUGUUCAAACACAGCAACUCACGGCCGCACAAGUGCACGGUUUGUUCAAAAGGCUUCAAAACCGGUGCGUACCUCUCUAGGCAUAUGGAAAUCCACGAUGAACCCGCGCAGUUGCACGCGUGCACUCUGUGCGAUUUCAAGGCGCGCACGAAGCCGUAUCUGAAGAUACACUACAUUCGCAAGCACACCGAGGAUUAUAACUACACCUGCGAGCAGUGCGGCAAGAUGUUCAAAGUGCAGUCCGAUUAUACGACGCAUAUGAAGGAUCACGAUACCGAAUCUUGUGUUUGCGAUAUAUGCGGCACGUCGUACGCCAGCAAGAGCUCCCUGUACUUCCACAAGCAUUACAAGCACAAGACUAAAGUUAAGGAGUUUGAGUGCCAAAUUUGCAGGAAGCGCUUUAAGACUCAGAAGAAUCUGGAGUGCCACGCUGAGUUGCAUAAAAUGAAGUACGUCUGCGAGCAGUGCGGUAUGGAGUUUAAGUUCAAGUACGGCCUGACGAAGCAUCUCAGAACGCACUCGGGCGAGAAGUCGUAUCUCUGCGCCAUUUGCGGCAAGACCUUCGGCUGCCUCAGUUCGCAAAAGAUCCAUCUGCUGACUCACGUAGGCGAGCGGCCUUACGUCUGUGACAUUUGCGGGCAGAGCUUCACUCAGCGGUCGCCGAUGAUGCUGCAUCGGAAGAAGCAUCCUGGUGUGCAUCCACCGCCGCCACCUAUCAAAAUUACGAAUCUUCUACAUGGUGUGCAGGAUAAAAUUAUUGUGAACAAGAGUGUCAAGUAACUCAUAUGUGUAUUUGGUGGACGACUGUGGACUGUAAAAUGAAGAGAACGACUUCAUUACUGGGUAACUUUUAUAUCUUUUUCUAAUUUGAAAACACGCGAGAUAAUAAAAAUGAAUGUGAAUUGUAAAUAUCAUCUCAGUGGCAGCAACGUAAGAUCAUGAAAUUAUUUGUUUGCAUAAGGCGAUAAUGUGUAUUAUUGGAUUUUGAUAGAUUUCGAAACCGGAAGAUUUUCGAAAGUACGUUCUUCUGUAUUGGUAUGUUAAUCUUAUUUUUACAUCUGUUAAAACGUUUAUUUAAAAGGCAGCUGUGUAUUAUGCUGCCGUUUGUAACAUUUACGAUUACGUCUUAAAAUCUUUUAAUCGAAUAUUUAUUUUUUGUUCUAUAGAUUUCAAGGAUUUACUAAUAAUUUCAAAAUAUUCUGCUAUCGUGUAAUUAUUUUUUGAACUUAACAACUUUUGACUUACAUUACGUUUGUUGGUAAUGUAAAGACCAGCCAAAUGUAAAUAUAGUAUAGAAAGCAUAAUAUGUUAAUCUAAUAUUAGAUAUAUAUAUAUAGUUUAUUUUUAUUCGUGACAAAGUAUUUUGCUGGAUCUUGGAUUUGUUCGCUAUUUAAUUACAUUUUACUUCUGUAUCUAGGUCUUCCAAUCUCUUAUUUAUAUAGUUAAGAUUUGAAUGAAAAAAAUAUAUUUUUCAUAAUAUUUUCUAUUUUCUACAGUUGAUAUUUUGAUUGAAACUUGAUAUAGUUCCCCGAACAAUAUGAACUUUCAUUUUAUAGAACAAAAUUUUUGCAUUUAUAUUUA
This is a messenger RNA of Linepithema humile (Argentine ant), 2053 nucleotides long. Lineage: Eukaryota; Metazoa; Arthropoda; Insecta; Hymenoptera; Formicidae. The record is from RefSeq and is a predicted model, not a curated record.